This is a messenger RNA of Acaulospora colombiana, 935 nucleotides long. Lineage: Eukaryota; Fungi; Glomeromycota; Glomeromycetes; Diversisporales; Acaulosporaceae. The record is from the annotation of a GenBank genome assembly.
CCAAUAUCAAGAAAAUAAUUAGACUUGAUCAAACUUCUGAUGAACACGAAAUCUUUUCUGUGGAAUUUGUGAGCUUUGUUCUCAAAGUUCUAAAUGGUUUAAAAGAAAAUGAAAAAAAUCUAAUCACUAGACGUACCUUUAUCAUGAGAUGCAUGGAUAUUAUUCCUUUGGAAUUACCUGUUCUGCAACGCCUCUAUCAAGAAAUAUUUUCACAUGAACAUUUUCCUUUGAUCGGAUCAAUAAUAAGUCGCAUCUUCCUAAAAGAAGAAAAUGAAAAUGAAAAUACUUUCUUUACGCUGUUCACAAAUACUCAAAGAAUUUUAGAUCUUUCUUCUCGAUUACACAUUAUUAGUACAUGCUUAAAGAUCAAAAAUGCUAAUUCUCCCAUGGCAGCCUUGUGCUGUGACAUCAUUCAGCAAAACUAUUUUUCAUCUCUAGAGAUGGCAGAGAUAAUAGAAUACUUCAAACCCAUCGCUAAAACAUUAAUUGUUACGAGAGUAGAACCUUUGCAACAAAUUUCAGCAAUAGCCUUUCUCAAAGAAUUUGUCGGACUUAUUAUGACUUGUCUUUAUAUGUUCAGGGCUUCAUGUGAGUGGGGCCCAAAUGAAACUCGAGUGGCGGAAUUCUCAAGAACUAUUUUCACAAUGAACAGCUUACCCACCAUUUAUAGACAAACAGUCGACAAAAUGUUGUUAAAUAGACAUCCCCUGCUUUUUAUUACUAGUAAAAUAGACAAUGAAACAUUAAUGAUGAAAUCAGUGAUAGCACAUGCGAUAGCUUUACAUAUUUCCAUGUCACCGGAUGCCUUACUUCUUGCCACACUCUUGCACAAAUUAGACACAUGUCAAAAUAAAUAUAUACUGGUGUGCAUUUCAGAUGUAGAUUCAGUUGUAUUGAAUAUCGUCAUAGUGAAUGGAGGUCAGAUUGCUAGGUAA